Messenger RNA from Mytilinidion resinicola, 642 nucleotides. RefSeq names its product POZ domain-containing protein. Gene Ontology annotation, molecular function: protein binding. Bases 1 to 642 code for a protein of 213 amino acids. NCBI's taxonomy places the organism in Eukaryota, Fungi, Ascomycota, Dothideomycetes, Mytilinidiales, Mytilinidiaceae. The record is from RefSeq and is a predicted model, not a curated record. The transcript is spliced from 3 exons.
AUGGCCAACAUCGCGCAGCUAGCGAGCAACGCAGACCUGUUCAAGAACAAGUGGCUGUCGGACGUACUCCUUGAAGUCCACGGCAAGGACGGCGAUGUCGCGGAGUUCCCCGCCCACCGAACGGUCCUAGUCACCAAGUCUGCCUACUUCAAGAAGAUGUUCCAAGAAGAAGGCUUCAUGGAGGCUGAAGAGAAGGUCGUCCAGCUCAAGGAAGUAGACCUCAAAUACUUCGAGAUGGCGCUGAAGUGGAUGUACACCGAAGAGGAAGAUGAAGACGACAGAGAGAAAGACACCCUCACCGAGGUCCUCGAAGACAGCAUCCUGCUCCACCGCGUCGCCGACUUCUACAUCAUUCCGGAUCUUGUCCAGCAUUGCGUGGACCGCUUCCACCACGACGCGACCAACUAUCUCGAUCUUGAUACGAGGAGUGAAGAGUUCCAGGAUGCUCUGCUUGCCGCUGCCGAUACAUACUACGAGAUGAAUGCGGAGGGGGACUCGAAGCUUGGACGCUGCGUGGUGAAGUUGGCCCAGAAGGCGGUGUGGACGCAGGACAGGGUGGGCGGGCUGCAGGACAUGCUGAAGAAGCACCCACUCUUUGCCCUAGACUUUGCCCUAGAGACUACGCGUCAGAACGCGGUGUAG